Molecule: messenger RNA, 476 nt
Organism: Paramuricea clavata
Lineage: Eukaryota; Metazoa; Cnidaria; Anthozoa; Malacalcyonacea; Plexauridae
Source: the annotation of a GenBank genome assembly
AUGGAAUAUAUAAGGGACGGAUGUCGGGAAAAUGGUGAGGUAUGCAAGAAAUGUAGUGAAAAGGACUGGGUUGGACCCAGGUUCUCCAGAGUCCCUGCCCUGUAUCCAGAUCCUGAUAAGCCAGGGCAUUAUAUGAGUGUUUUCAACACACUAACCACAGACAAUAACAGGCAGUUAAGGGAAGUGGAUGAUGUCGCUCCCAGGGCAGUGAUAAAGCGUCUAUAUAAAGCUGGCACGAUCUCAUCGGACAAUGUCGAACAACUUAAAGACGUAUCCAGUCGCUAUUGUGUUGAAGAGAAGGAUGUCGCAUCAUAUGUUAAACACCUUGAAGGGUUGAAAAUGAUGUCUGCUAUCAGGGAAAACGAAAGAAGAAAAAAACGAGAAAAAGAGUGCAGCAAAACUUAUGAGGACUACGAUUGGAAUACCCUCAUUGAUUCAGGAAAACUAAAUUCAUUAAAAGUGAUGGAACUUGACAA